GCAGCAUAUUAGAAUUCAUCAUUCAACAACAUCAUCAUCAUCAUCAACAACAACAACAGCAACAGCAGCAGCAGUAGCAAAAUAAUAACGAAAGUCGAAUUCGAGGAUCUCUUCUUGGAAUCGAAAUUGAUUUAGAACAUCAAAAAUCAUUAUAAAACAUCAAUAUAAAUUUUAAUAUUCAAUUUGUGUAAAUCAAGAAUCACAGAAACCGAAAAAAAAAUGGCAAACAAAGAAGAAAAAUAUUGUGACAAACAAUCCGGAUGGCAAAAAUUCUGUAAAUUUGUAUGGAAUUCAGAAACUGGUCAAUUUUUGGGCCGUACUGGUGGUAGUUGGUUCAAAAUCACCGUUUUCUACAUCAUUUUCUACUUAUGUUUGGCUGCUUUCUGGGCAUUAAUGUUGUUGAUAUUUUACCAAACUAUCGAUUAUCGAUCACCAAAAUAUCAAUUAGCAGAGAGUAGAAUCGGAGCCAAUCCAGGACUCGGUUUUCGACCAAGGCCAAAAGAUGAGAACAUUGACAGUACAUUGAUUUGGUUUAAAAAUGGCAACAACGAAGAAAACUGGAAAUAUUGGUCAGAGAGUCUACAAGAAUUCUUAGAACCAUACAAAAAAUCAACUAUCGAUGCUGGUGCUCAUGUUGAAAAUUGUGGCGAUAACCAAAUGGCUAGUGAAGGCAAAUUCUGCCAUUUUGAUGUCAAUGCUAUUCCAAGUCAAUGCUCGGUAGAAAAUCAUUUUGGUUAUCAACGAGGAGAUCCUUGUGUUUUGAUCAAAUUGAACAAGAUUUUCAGCUGGAAACCCGAAGGAUUUACGGAUGAAGAAUUGAGAGAUACACACAUUCCUGAUGUCGUACGAAAAAGCUAUCCAACUCGUCUCAAUAACGCCAGUCAAUUGAUCUAUAUCACUUGUGAAGGCGAAAAUGCUGCCGAUAAAGAAAAUGUUGGUGAAAUUGAAUAUUAUCCACAACAGGGAAUUGAAUUCAAAUAUUAUCCAUUCACUAAUCAACCUGGUUAUCUAUCACCAUUUGUUUUUGUUCAUUUCAAAAAACCACAACCCGGUGUAUUGAUCAAUAUUGAAUGUAAAGCAUGGGCACGUAAUAUUAAACAUAAUCGUAUGGAUCGUGAAGGAAGUGUUCACUUUGAAUUAUUAGUCGAUGGAUUCUAAAUUAUUUGAAAAAAAAGAAUAACAAAAUUCUAAACUCACAUACAACAAUAAUAACAACAAUAUAUAAACAAUUCAUAUUGAUGGCACUUUUGUUUCACACAACUUUGCUCUCUUUUUCUUUCACUCUAUAAUAUAUAUCCUUUCUGUUCUGUUGUUCAAUUCUUACUAUAUACUUUAUAAAGUUCGCUAAUUAUUA
Dermatophagoides farinae (American house dust mite) is the source of this 1354-nucleotide messenger RNA. RefSeq names its product sodium/potassium-transporting ATPase subunit beta. Lineage: Eukaryota; Metazoa; Arthropoda; Arachnida; Sarcoptiformes; Pyroglyphidae. Gene Ontology annotation, molecular function: ATPase activator activity. Gene Ontology annotation, biological process: intracellular sodium ion homeostasis; sodium ion export across plasma membrane; potassium ion import across plasma membrane. The record is from RefSeq and is a predicted model, not a curated record. Gene Ontology annotation, cellular component: sodium:potassium-exchanging ATPase complex.